Molecule: messenger RNA, 1040 nt
Organism: Theobroma cacao (cacao)
Lineage: Eukaryota; Viridiplantae; Streptophyta; Magnoliopsida; Malvales; Malvaceae
Product: oil body-associated protein 2C-like
Source: RefSeq, a predicted model, not a curated record
UUCAGAACAACCUUCAAAGCCACACCCCAAAGGCCUAAGACUAGCACAUCAAAUAGAAAUAAAGGCGUUGAAACACUGCGUUUCAAUGGCUCCCGUUUACAACUCCUCGUGUCCGAUGGUUUCCAGUGACGAGUCCCCGGCUCAGGGUAUCGGGGCAACCCAUGUCGAUGGGGCAGCACAUGAUAGACAAGGUUGCAUCCGUGAUGUAGUCUUUGACUUCAGUGAAGCAGAUUAGCCAGCACGUCUGCACCUUUGCGUUGUAUAGUCAUGACAUGAGUCGUCAGAUUGAGACUCAACACUCUAUUACCAGGCUAAACCAGGACUUUCUCCAGUGCGCUGUUUAUGAUUCUGAUGACUGCAAAGCCCGCCUCAUUGGAGUUGAACAUAUAAUAUUCGAUCGACUGUUUGAAACUCUGCCUCAAGAGCAGCAAAAGCUUUGGCAUUCCCAUGCUUACGAGAUCAAAUCAGGCCUCUGGGUUAAUCCCAGGAUUCCAGAAAUGAUAAGGAAACCUGAACUGGAUAAUUUGACUAAGACCUAUGGCAAGUUUUGGUGCACAUGGCAGGUUGACAGAGGUGACAGGCUUCCAGUGGGUGCACCAGCAUUGAUGAUGUCUCCCCAGGGAGUGAAAUUGGGCAAGAUCGACCCGGAGCUAGUCAGGAAGAGGGAUGACAAGUACAACAUCUCCACGGAAGCACUGCAGGGAUCAACGUUGGAGAUUGAAGAACCGGGAUGCAUCAAUCCACAGGCGGACUACUGGAAACAGCAUGGUAAAGGUAUUGCUAUCCACAUUGAGUCAACCAAAAUGAAGUUGAGAGCACCCUUCCCUUGAACAAACCAUACCAACGGGAGACUAGCUACGGGGAUUUGCGUACUUGGGUUGUGGUAAAAUUGUGGAACUUCUCUACCACAGAGAGCUAGUUUUUCAAUAAACAGUAUAAAUGGUGUGUAGUCUGAAUUGUUACUUUUCAAUAACUUAAGUACUAUAUUUAUGCCAAAUUCAAGUUGCACCUUUAAAUUUGGUUCCAAACUUAAUACCAAA